GUAAAUUUUUUAAAUGUCAAACAACCGCCAUAUCAUCGUCAUGUCAAAUCACGCGUAAUACACAUAACCGUAUGAAAAAGAAUUACUAAUAAUUUCAACGGAGUCCAUUUACAUUUAAAAUAAGAAUGGAAAGAAGCGCAAAUCUCGUGGACUCGUUUGUAAAGAUGAACACAAAACUGACAAGAUUGAGACAGCACACGCGGAAAUUAGUCCGGGAGGAAAAUGCAAUGAUUGAAGGAAACGAAGGUAGCUGCUACCUUCACACUGAAGAAUCCGACGAGGUGAAAAUUGAAAAGUCAUCGUGUCCUGAGUGUCAAGGCAUUCCAGACGCCGGGAAGAAGGUGCCUCACAUCAGUGACCUCUGCUCUGCUGACAAGCAACGUAUAGCAGAAUUAGUCAAAACACUCGCAGAAUGUACUCAAGAGAAGCAUAAGCUCGAAGACGAAUUAUCAGUAUGCAAAUCGGAAAACGAGGCUCUACAAGAUCGAUUUCAGCUUCGAACUUCUGAAUACGAAGCUGAUAAAGAUAGAUUGAAGUCUAAGCUUUCAAAUGUUACUACGGAAAUGGCUAAGUUAAAGAUUCAAACGAGCCAGUCGCUGGAACUCUUAACGCGACAAUUUAGCAUGCAAGAGUCUCAAUUCACGAAACUUACCGAGACGGUAAGAGAUUUAUUAGGUGAGAAAAUGCAACUUCAAAAUAUACUUAUCGAACGAGAAAUGAAAGUGAGCGUCGCUGAGGCAAAGCUGGAAAGAAUGAAGGAGAGUAUGGAAAUGGAGAAACUUAUUUUUCUGAAAGAACAUGCCAAGAAUGUUACUCAAAGAUUCGAUAAGUCUUGCCAAGUGUCGCCAUCUUGUCAAACUGUCAUCACACUUCCAUCCUACUGUCAAACUCCUUCGGUCGAUCGAACGAAUUCGAAAAAGGAUUUACCUAGGACAAGACAAACGAAAAAUAAAGACGAUCUCGAGGCACCGACUACAGAAGGAUUACUCUUGCGUGAAUUAUUCUACAAAUCUUCGAACGAGCCUGAAGUUUUGAAUAUAUUUCCAAUACUGCCACAACACUGAGUCGAAACGCGAUGCUUGCAGACCUACACGAGCGGUAUCUUUGGGAAUAUUGUCAUGGUCGCAGGAACCGUUAUAACUGCAAUAAAAUUUCACAAUGCUGAAACAAGAUAACUUUUAACGAGUAUUUCGAAUACGAUAUUGAAAUAUGUCGUGAACCGAAUAAAAGGCAAUAUAUGAAACCUUAGAAUGUAUACGUACAAGUUCUUGUCAUUGUUAAUAUAUGCAUGUUUGUUU
Messenger RNA from Cephus cinctus (wheat stem sawfly), 1298 nucleotides. RefSeq lists its product as uncharacterized. Bases 126 to 1064 code for a protein of 312 amino acids. The record is from RefSeq and is a predicted model, not a curated record. NCBI's taxonomy places the organism in Eukaryota, Metazoa, Arthropoda, Insecta, Hymenoptera, Cephidae. The transcript is spliced from 6 exons.